This is a messenger RNA of Prorocentrum cordatum, 923 nucleotides long. NCBI's taxonomy places the organism in Eukaryota, Dinophyceae, Prorocentrales, Prorocentraceae. The record is from the annotation of a GenBank genome assembly.
GGGCGCUGGCUCCCCGAGGACGUCUUCCCCCAGGACCACGCCGCGCCCUGGGGCUCCUGGUACGACCCCGCGGCGAAGCGGUGGGGCUACGCCUGCUGCAAGAGCGCGGACAGGGGCACCACGUGCGCGGCGGCCGCGGCCGCGAAGGCCGCCGAGAAGGCCGCGAAGGAGGCGGCCGUCAAGGACCACGAGGCCCUGGACCGGGGCGAGGCGCCCCCGCGAAGCCCGAGCCACCCCUCGGACAGCAGCACCGACGAGGAGACGCGCGCCGCGCGGGCGGACGAGAACAGGCCGCUGGACUGGAGCAACCCGCCGCCCGAGAUGCUCCCCGCCGAGCAGGUCGAGGGCGGCAAGCCCGCAGCGUACAUCCAGCACUUCCUCCGCUACGUCUUGGGCCAGUGGCGGAUACGGCUCGAGAGGGACGGGCUCGCGGGUUUCACCGAGUUGGAGAAGGCUGCAUUCAAGGAGAGAGACUUGACACGCUGUCCGAGACUGAGAUGGCGGUUACGCCGCUCAUGUGCCGCCUCCGGAACGGCACCAACCUGAACAGGGGCGAAGAGAGAUACAAGUCCAAGAGCCGCGAGACAAGGACAAGCAUGGAGGGCAAGUACGUGAAGGAGCAGGACGUGCUCAGCUCCUUGAUGAUCAUCGCGACCGCGGCUCACGACAUGGACUAUCAGAAGGCCCACGCGAAGUACAUGCAGCUUACUUUCGGGAACAAGAUGUGGAACCUCACGCACGUGGCCCACGUCGCCGCGUGCACCAUGAAGGGAGCGAGGGAAUAUCGCAGAAACCGCGACAGCCUCAAUACCUACGACAUGGACCCGGUGUCGCAGAGGUAUAUGCACGCCACGAAGAAGAUACUCCACUUCUGCCAGUGCAUACGGCCAAACCCGGACCAGUCGAAGAAUUUCGUCAUGUGA